Messenger RNA from Hydatigera taeniaeformis, 1684 nucleotides. Lineage: Eukaryota; Metazoa; Platyhelminthes; Cestoda; Cyclophyllidea; Taeniidae. The record is from the annotation of a GenBank genome assembly.
ACUCGAUUUUGCUGAUAUGGGCCUCGUUAAAGUUACAAAGAAUAAGGCCUACUUCAAGCGAUUCCAGGUGAAGUUUCGUAGGCGCCGCGAAGGGAAGACUGACUACUACGCCCGAAAGCGUCUUAUUUGGCAGGACAAGAAUAAAUAUAACACACCUAAGUAUAGGUUUGUCGUCCGGUUCACAAACAAGGACAUUGUGUGUCAGAUAAUUUAUGCCUGCAUGGACGGGGAUCGCGUUAUGGCUACUGCCUAUUCUCACGAGUUACCUCGAUAUGGUGUGAAAGUCGGUCUUACUAACUAUCCAGCCGCAUAUUGCACUGGUCUUCUUCUGGCUCGUCGAGUUCUUAAGAAGCUGAAGUUGGAUGGUAUGUAUCAAGGGCAGACUGAGGUCAAUGGCGAAAACUACCUUGUUGAAUCAAAUGAGAAGCGAGGAGCGUUUAAGUGUUUCUUGGAUGUUGGUCUUCGCCGUACCUCCUCUGGUGCGAACAUCUUUGGAGCCCUUAAGGGAGCCGUUGAUGGUGGUUUGAAUGUUCCUCAUAGUCCAACACGAUUUCCUGGGAACGAUUCUGAGUCUGGGGAGUAUAAUGCGGAAGCUCACCGCGCUCGUAUAUUCGGCCAGCAUAUCGCCGAAUACAUGCGCUCAUUGAAGGAGGAGAGUGACGAUGCCUAUAAACGUCAGUUCGGCGCCUAUUUGAAGCUCGGAAUUGGGGCGGAUGACAUUGAGCCCAUGUAUCAGAAAGCCCACGCGGCCAUUCGUGAGGAUCCUUCGUACACGAAAAAGGAGAGGCCGGCUGUGAAACAUCGGAGGUUCAAUAGAAAGAAAUUGACCCUAAAGGAACGUCGGGAACGUGUGCGCCAGAAGAAGGCUCAUUACCUUUCUCAGCUUCAAACGGACUUGGCUGUUUCAACGCUGAUGGGUUUAGUGGCUUCAAAAUACUUUUUCCUUGUGAUCUGGAUGCUUUGGGGAGCUGUGCUCCUGCGUGGAUGUUUCGGAAACUCCGGUGGUUCGCCACAGGGUGAGGCAGACAUUGUAGCAGACGCUAUCUCUCUUUUGCGUUACGCUCGCGAAAUGGCACCCCACUCCCCCGUAUUUGUGUGGGGUAGCUCUCUUGGAACAGGGAUUGCAGGGUCAAUGGUGAAGGUGAUCAAUGAGACAGGCAGUGUCCGACCGCCAGAGGGAAUUGUGCUAGACGCGCCCUUUACCAACGUGCUGGCUGCUGCAUACCACUCACCACAGGGCAAGGCAAGCCAUGCGAGUCGUUGUGGCUUUAAGGCACCUUCUGAAGCACAUUUUCGAUUCGCUGAACAUUACCUACGACUCCGAAGCAAAGGAAGUUCAAAUUGUACUUACUUCUCUUUAAGCUUCCAAGUGGCAAGCUGUCCAAUUCUCAUUCUACAUUCUGCUGACGACGGGAUUGUACCUAUUCAACUUGGCCAUACGGUAUGCUUAAAUGCCAUGCAGAUGGGUCCUCGUUUUGUCCACUGCUACCUCAACUCAUAUUGUACCAAGGCAAUCUACACAACGCUGAAGAAGGCCAACAUUGAUGUUACGUUUAAGAACUUGGGAUUUCAAGGCUUUGGCCAUGGCAGGAACCAUGAAUAUCCGGGUAUUCCACGUUUGAUUCGGUACGUGCAAAUAGGUUGGUGUGACUUUGUCAACCGCGCGAUUUCGAUAGCCAAGUGA